Daldinia decipiens is the source of this 2247-nucleotide messenger RNA. RefSeq names its product Metallo-dependent hydrolase. Gene Ontology annotation, molecular function: deaminase activity. The transcript has 4 exons. Lineage: Eukaryota; Fungi; Ascomycota; Sordariomycetes; Xylariales; Hypoxylaceae. The record is from RefSeq and is a predicted model, not a curated record. Bases 273 to 1742 code for a protein of 489 amino acids. Gene Ontology annotation, cellular component: cytosol.
GCGCUAGAUUAGAUAGCAGGUAUCGCUUAUAACUAUUCUGUAAUCCUGACGGAGUCAACUUAUUAAUCAUCGGCUCGCGAUCAAGCGCGAUGUUGUAAUCCCAUAUCAGGUACUCAAUCCAAGUAUCGCGACCCAGAUCGUUUUCAAUAUAAACCUCAUUUCUAUGUCGAGACCCUUUCCUGGAAACGCCACUAUUUCUCCUCGUCUCAAUAUAUUUAUUUCCAUUGCCAAUAGAAUAAUUUUGUCUUUCAUUGAGUUAUAUUAUUGAUAUCAUGUCUACAGCUCCCUCGGGCUCAGUUCUCCUCUCCCGUGGAACUAUCAUAGCCUUCAACGAAGAGACUGAGGCUAUCGAGGUAGUUCGGAAUGGCUCCUUGCUAAUUAGCGGAGACCGCAUUGCAGGAAUUUACGAUGCUGCUCGUCCGGACAAUCUACCCUCGGAUAUAGAAAUCGUCGAUUGUACGGAUAAGAUCAUUUCUCCUGGCUUCGUCGAUACGCACCGACAUGGCUGGCAAACGGCUAUGAAGACCUUGUCCCCCAACACCACUCUACCAGAUUAUCUAGGCCGAUAUGCCGGGGAUAUGCCCGCACUUGUCUACUCAGCUGAAGAUGUGUACAUCGGACAACUCGCAGGGUUGCUCGAGGCUCUCAACGCAGGUGUAACAACCACGCUUGAUCAUGCUCACAGUAUUUGGUGCAAAGAGCGAACAAAUGCUGGGUUUCAAGCAUCCGUCGACAGUGGCGCUAGGGUGUACUGGUGCCAUGCAUUCUCUCAUCGCGAUGCUUACUCGCUUGCAGACCAAAUCGCCAAUUUCAAAGAGUUAGCUAAGUCUAAUUCGGCGUCUAGUCUAACCACUGUAGGCGCCGCAUACGAUCUUUGGGUGACAUCUUCGCCGGAGGAUGUUGAAGCUGUGAUUUCUGUCAUCAAGGAGUUAAAAAUUCCGGUGUUGACAACCCACCAUUUAGGGGGUCCGUGGUCGAUUGACAACUCACCGGAACUUCUUCACCGUCUCGGAAUUUUAGACACUGAGACGGCAGUCGUCUUCUCCCAUUCUAUGGCCAUCACGCCGGCAGGGGCCAAUCUUCUUCGAUCGACAAACCAAUUCAUCUCAAUCACGCCCGAGUCGGAGAUGCACUAUGGCCAUUCUCACCCAAAUGCGCAUCUGAUACAGGAGCAAGGCUCGCUUGGCGUGGACACGUUCUUCACCUUCUCAUCAGAUCUAAUAACCCAGGCGCGAAUUUGGCUCCAGCGCACUCGCUCUAGGGUCUACGACCAAGUCCUCGUAGAUUGGAAGGUCCCUAAAAAUAACCCAAUGUCCGUCAACCAAGCCUUUCUGAUGGCCACCCGACAGGGCGGACUCGCCCUUAGACGCCCCGACUUGGGCGUAAUUCGUGUUGGUGCAAAGGCGGAUUUGGUCGUCUUCAAUGGCCGGUCGCCUGGAAUGUUAGGAUGGCUCGAUCCUGUUGCGGCAGUGAUUUUGCAUGCAAACGUUGGAGAUAUCGACCACGUAAUAGUGGACGGCAAAUUUCAGAAACGAGACGGAAAGUUGACCUACGACAACUAUGCCGCAGUCGUUGACCGCUUCCUCGCAAGUGUAGAAAGGUUACAGAAAGCCGCCGUCGAAAGGCCUGCGCCUGUUCUUGAAGGACGUUUUUGGGGUGGUUGCGAAUAUGGCCAUGCUACGGAAGUAAAUAUUUCCCGCGGGUCCGGCACAGGUUACGGAGAGCAGUUCAUCGGGAAAUAAAUGUCUUUAUAUCAAGAAUAUGGCGUGUGUUAAGUGCUUAAGGAACUUAAAUCCGGAGUUGCCUAAUUCAAGGCAUGUAUACCUAAGUACUUGUAGUUAUUGGAUCGCGCGACUUAUUAUAGUGUUGGGGAUACUAGCGAUUUUAUUUGGUCUAGUUAUCGAAGUUAAUGUAUCCAGAAGACAUAUGGAAAGCUUGGUAAUUUCCAUUCGAGCAAUAACCUAGAUUUGGUAUUCUCUCCUCGACUGGCUUAUGGCUGAUAAGUAUACUAGAUAUAAUAAUUAUAUUAUCUUGGCUGAGGUGUGUAAAUACCUCUACAUAAUUUAAUGCCGACAAGAAGGCCAGGGUAGAGAUGACCCAAACGAUAUUUUUUACCUAAUUUGAGUGCCGUCCUCUGUACGUUCUAAGUGUUUUCUUUUUUGGAUCUGGAAAAACACCCUAAAGAAAAAUGUCAUGAUUAUGACAAAAUGCUACAUAUUUUGAUACAUGUAGGCCAGAGUUGACGAC